CCCACCUCCAAUGGCGCUCUCCAUCUCCGCACCGACCUCCUCCUCCCUCCUGCCGGCCUCCUUCCAGGUCGGCAGGCGGAGCUCGUGGGCGGCGAGGUCGUCGGCCAAGCCCGUGGCCCCUGGCCUCCGGAGGCCGGCUGUCGCGGCUCGUGUGGCCGCCGGUGGCAACGCCCCGUCGUCCUCCUCCGUGGGAGAGGUGGUUACUGAGCUUGAUGCCGUGGCUAGCUUCAGCGAGAUCGUGCCGGACACCGUCGUGUUCGAUGACUUCGAGAAGUUUGCGCCGACCGCCGCCACGGUGAGCUCGUCGCUGCUGCUUGGCAUUGCUGGCCUCCCUGAUACUAAGUUCAAGAGUGCGAUAGAUACGGCGUUGGCAGACGGUGAAUGUAACACCUUGGAGAAGCCCAAUGACCGGAUGUCCUGUUUUCUUACCAAGGCCCUGGCAAAUGUUGGAGCUGAGUUGGCUCAUCUAGUCCCUGGUCGGGUGUCGACAGAAAUAGACGCACGGUUGGCUUAUGAUACCCAAGGAAUUAUCCAGAGGGUUCAUGAACUGUUGAAGCUGUACAAUGACCAUGAUGUCUCAUCAGAACGUCUUCUAUUCAAAAUUCCUGCGACAUGGCAAGGUAUAGAGGCCUCAAGGUUGCUUGAAUCUGAAGGGAUUCAAACACAUUUAACGUUUGUAUACAGUUUUGCCCAAGCAUCAGCUGCAGCGCAAGCUGGUGCAUCUGUUGUACAAAUCUUUGUGGGACGUGUUCGGGAUUGGGCAAGGACUCACUCUGGUGACCCAGAGAUUGAUGAUGCUUUAAAGAAAGGAGAAGAUGCUGGGCUUGCUUUGGCAAAGAAAGUGUAUGCCUACAUUCACAAAAAUGGGUACAAAACAAAGCUGAUGGCCGCUGCCAUACGCAACAAGCAAGAUGUCUUUAGCCUCCUGGGGAUUGAUUACAUCAUUGCACCUCUGAAGAUAUUGCAGUCCCUGGAGGAAUGUGUCACUGAUACUGAUGUGAAGUAUGGUUAUGUCCCAAGGUUGACUCCCGUUCUUGGCAAGACGUACAACUUCACCGAAGAGGAGCUUGUGAAGUGGGACCAAUUGAGUCUAGCAGCUGCAAUGGGGCCAGCUGCAGAAGAACUACUUGCUUCUGGGUUGGAAGGAUAUGUGAACCAAGCACGGCGUGUGGAGGAACUCUUUGGGAAGAUCUGGCCUCCUCCAAAUGUUUGAACACACUCUAUGAUGAGGACCCGACCAUAUGCAACAAGGCUUUAGUCCAAAAGAAUAAUAACAACAGGCACAGAUACGGCUGGCCAGCAUUUGCUCAUUUGCUUCAAAAAACACUCCUCUUGCCUGUCUGUGUCUGUACUUUGUAGUUUUCUAGAUGACAUGUCAAGAACAUCUUUGUUUCCCUUAAAAUGCUCUGCUGGAUUGUUCGAGACUCUGAACUGAAUCAUCAGAGUUAGUUAUCACUAUGCCUUUUGUAAAAAGAUGGCUGCCAUCAGCUAGUACUGUGAAUCCCCAUUUUCAGCAAAAUGGAAAAAAAACUGCUGAUGAGUGAAAUCGAAUAUCAA
Molecule: messenger RNA, 1557 nt
Organism: Oryza brachyantha (malo sina)
Lineage: Eukaryota; Viridiplantae; Streptophyta; Magnoliopsida; Poales; Poaceae
Product: transaldolase
Exons: 13
Coding region: 11-1213 (400 amino acids)
Biological process (GO): pentose-phosphate shunt; carbohydrate metabolic process
Cellular component (GO): intracellular anatomical structure; cytoplasm
Molecular function (GO): transaldolase activity
Source: RefSeq, a predicted model, not a curated record